Messenger RNA from Paraglomus occultum, 825 nucleotides. The record is from the annotation of a GenBank genome assembly. NCBI's taxonomy places the organism in Eukaryota, Fungi, Glomeromycota, Glomeromycetes, Paraglomerales, Paraglomeraceae.
AUGUCUGCAAUACUCGAAAAAAUAGCAAAAGUUGCCAUUCCUAUUGGUGCUGGCAUCAGUUUGUUUCAAUACAGCAUUUAUGACGUCCAAGGUGGCCAUCGCGCAGUAAUCUUUGAUCGUUUAAAGGGUGUAAAACCCAAUCCCGUUGGAGAAGGCACACACUUCCUUGUUCCUUGGCUGCAACGCGCCGUGAUUUUUGACAUUCGCACAAAGCCACGUAACAUUUCUACUACGACCGGAUCAAAGGACAUGCAGAUGGUCAGUUUAACACUACGUGUCUUGCAUCGCCCGAACGUUGGUCUAUUGCCCUCGAUCUAUCAAACCCUUGGCAUGGAUUAUGAUGAGAGAGUGUUGCCUAGUAUCGGAAAUGAGGUGCUGAAGAGUGUGGUAGCGCAAUUUGAUGCCGGAGAGCUAAUCACUCAGAGAGAAGUUGUCUCAUCAAGAAUACGCGAAGAUUUAGUAAAGCGUGCUCGUGAAUUUAGGAUUGAAUUGGAGGACGUUUCGAUUACGCACAUGACAUUUGGAAAAGAAUUCACAAAUGCCGUUGAACAAAAACAAAUAGCUCAGCAGGAAGCAGAGAGAGCCAGGUUUAUCGUCGAAAAGGCCGAACAAGAGAAACAAGCAGCAAUUAUUCGAGCCGAAGGUGAAGCUGAAGCAGCAGAUAGAAUUUCUCGAGCACUCGAUAAAGCUGGGGAAGGUCUUGUGCUUCUUCGUAGGAUCGAGGCAUCAAGAGAAAUUGCUGGAACGCUGGCUGGAUCAAAGAAUGUUGCUUACUUGCCGGCAAGUCAGGGUGGAUCGGGCCUUUUGCUCAAUGUUGGAGUGUAG